Messenger RNA from Blepharisma stoltei, 745 nucleotides. NCBI's taxonomy places the organism in Eukaryota, Ciliophora, Heterotrichea, Heterotrichida, Blepharismidae. The record is from the annotation of a GenBank genome assembly.
AUGGAAGAUAAAGUGUUCAACUGCUACUACGAGUUCUGCAAUAAGGUUUACAAAACAAAGUACACUUUGGCUAGACAUAUUAAUUCAGAGCACCUGAAGAUUGGUACACUAACUACCCCCCUCCGUGAGUGAACAAAACCAUUAGAAAAAUCCUUAUUUUUGCACAAAAAACCCACCCUCAGUGGUGAACAAAAAUUUUUUAAUAAUAGAAAAAAAUUUUUAAAUAAAUUUUGAUAUAUAAGUGAUAAUUAGUAUAAUGAAAUCUCGAGCUAAUUCUGUUUAAUUAUAAAUAAAUUGCGUUUUAAAACAUAAAUUUUAUAAAUUAAAUUAAUAUUUGCUUCCCAAUUUUUGCAAAUUAGGAUUUUUUUAAAAUUUCCAACAAAAAAAAAUUUCUAUAAAAUUUAUAAAUAAAUUUUUUUUAAAAAUAAAAAAUUAACCCCCCUCUGCGAGUGAACCAAAUUUUUUUGUUCACUCACGGAGGAGGGGAAUAAGUAACAAAACAAAUCAAAAAGAGGAAUCAGCGAUAUCAAAUGGCAUCGAUAUAAGGCCGAGUAAAGCACAAAUAAACUCAGUAGGAUCAUUUUUACUUUCACAACACAUUAAAGAUACAUCUAAUCUUAAUAUAAAUAUUCAAACAAUGCCAGGCACAUUGCCAGUCUUACCUCUUGUUGAUAACAGUAGGAAAAUUUGUCCAACUGACAUUAAACUUCCUGUAAUGCUGCAUCUUUUACGUUCUACUGAGUAG